Messenger RNA from Lathyrus oleraceus (garden pea), 1679 nucleotides. RefSeq lists its product as uncharacterized. The record is from RefSeq and is a predicted model, not a curated record. Gene Ontology annotation, molecular function: dynein intermediate chain binding. The transcript is spliced from 2 exons. Gene Ontology annotation, biological process: microtubule-based process. Bases 305 to 1240 code for a protein of 311 amino acids. Gene Ontology annotation, cellular component: cytoplasmic dynein complex. Lineage: Eukaryota; Viridiplantae; Streptophyta; Magnoliopsida; Fabales; Fabaceae.
CAUGACCUAACCUCACCUAACCUACAUCCUCUUAUGCUCUUCCUCUAUUUUUCAUUCUCACACACGUAAGAGCUAGUCAAAGGUCACACAUACCCUUGGCGCGUGACAAAACCAACCCAACACUCAACUUCACUAAUCUAAAUCUCACCGCACAAGUCUCUAUCAAACACACAGUUUCAAUCAAACUCACCCUGUUCUUUCCCCCAACACCUACAAAAUAUAUCCCAAACACUUUCACUUUACACUUUCUAUUCUUUAAUCCCAUCUUUCUUCCACAACCAAACAAAAACACACACCAAAACAAAUGGCUCACCGUUCUUCCCGGCGGCGAAACACUGCACCGCCGGAAUCAACUCCACCUUCUGCUCCGGGAGGUCCGCCAGUUCCGGCAAAGCAACCUAGACCCACGAUCUUCUCACCUUCUCCUUCUCAUUACACUAAGCCAAACUCAGAUUUGAUUCAGGCUACUAAAUCUUCUUUUUUGGUUAAACCCUUUCAAAGCCUUAACUUAGGUAGCAAAAAAACCAAACAUUCUCAAACCAAACAUGUUGACUCACGUUUGCAGACAAAAUCCAUGACAACCUCAGCUAUAUUCGAAUCCUCAAAACCCAACAAAACCCACAACGCACAGAACACAGUACUAACACCAAAGCUUGAAAAAGAGAGUAUUUUUUUGACCUCAAAGAAAACCCAUAAAGAGAAACCUCAUAAACCGGGUUCAGAAUUGGAAAGGUGGAAACUUCAGGGGUUGUUAAAGAACGAGAAGAAGGAAUCUUGUAAAGGGUGUGUUGUUGAAGAUGUUAAAGAUGUUAAAGAUGAAAAAUCAAGGAAAGUAGCUGUUGUGGAAGAAGCGAAUGUUGUUAAGGAGAGAGUUUCUGUUCCUAUGGGUCAAAGUGGUGGAAGAAGAAAAUCGUUAUGUGGAUCAAUGGUUGAUUUAGGUGAUUUCUUUGCAAUCAAUGGAGCGAAAAUGGUGUCGGCUGAUAUGCCACCGUUUAUGCAGAUCCAUGCUGUUGAUUGUGCUAGAAAAGCUGUUGAUAGUAUGGAGAAAUUCACUUCAAAAACCCUUGCAUCUUCUCUCAAGAAGGAAUUUGAUGGGGUGUAUGGGCCAGCAUGGCACUGUAUUGUGGGGACUAGUUUUGGUUCAUUUGUCACCCAUUCUGUUGGAGGGUUUCUAUAUUUCUCAAUGGAUCAGAAAUUGUACAUCCUUUUAUUCAAGACUGCUGUACAAAAAGCAGAUUGAAGGGAAGGUGGUGACUUUGGCAGUAAUCAGAACAAGAAAGAAUUUUGGUAUAGAUUUGUUAUAUAGAAAGUUAAAAAAAAGGCUUAGAGUGGUAACUUCCUUUGUAUAUUGCUUAUGCUUCUGAAAUGAAUCACCCAUUUGUGUGUGAAGAUUUGAAUGAUUUGUAACUAAUGGCCACAGGUUGAAGAAAUCAAUUUUACAGCCACAGGUGGUCACAGUUGUUGAUGCUCUAUGUCCAACAUGUCUCUAUCCUUUUGAAUGAAAUCAAAUUGAACGUAUAGUAGUUAGCUCCAAAGAUAGAAUUACUAUUAGAAUUUGAUAUCUUUGUUAAACUUUAUUGUAUGAUCAAAUACAAUAGAAGAAUCUAUCUGUCACAAUUGUUGCUGUGUAAUCUACAUUGUAUCUAUCUUUGUUACAUAAAUCACAUUGAUUGUGUAUA